AGUAGCGAACGAAAACCAACGGAGACGACCGAUUUCGUGUACGCGGGAUCGCGGCCGCGCGCAGCCAGAGCAAAGUGGUUUCAAAAUUCACCGAGUAUGCGUGAUUUGUCACUCGAUCGCCGAUCAGUUCGAUCGGGACAGUGUUACUCUCUCUCGGAAGAGUACGCGGCCAGCUAACACUAGUGCUCGACAGACACGUCUGUCAUCGUGUUUGCGAUUUAUCCGAUGAACGGUAUCGUCGGUAUAAAUAUACUUGUAAGCGGCAAAUAUAUCCGUGGCCUUCUUAACGAUACAAGUUCUUUACAUCGAGUGUCGAACAAAUUUUGUGAUUGUUUACUGUUUAUUAAUUAAUACGGGAAGAGAAUCAAAGAGUAACAGUAGCAUGGAAAGUCAGAAAGUUUGGUGUGAAAUAUCUCAAGUGUGUGGGCAAGCGGACAAAAUACACAUCGUGAACAAGGAAACUCAACGAGAAUAAAAAUAUUUUGAUUAUUGCGAUUGCGUUUAUCGUUUGUUUAAUAAACGGUGAUAUGUAUUUCGUAUUGCUCGAGAGAACGGGCAUCGAAUAACGAACGUCAAAACGUGCAAUGUGUCUUUUUGAAUGUUACACGUUACAAAGGAACAGCAGACAGGCUUAGUUGUUCAUUCCGAGAAUCGUGAUCUCUACGGCACUCGAUGCGACAUAGUCGACAAAGAUAUGACCAGACCGCGUUCUCGUUUAAUCGCGAUUGCUCUCUAACAAGCAUUACGUAUCAAGGAUAUCAACGUUGUUCGACCAACCAUCGUGUGAUAUCAAUCGUAUUAUGUUAAAAAUUUGUGCUGACAGUGGAGAAAAAGUUGUUGCUGUCACGUAUGCGGCGACUACCGUGUCACGUUGCAUAGCAUGGAAAAACUCGUUAAAAGGUAGAUAAAUUCGAUCGAAUUUUUAAUAACAUACACGGGUAUUCGCCUGUAUCUUAUAAGAGAUCGUGUUCCUUUGGUUAUCUCUGGAUCGUCGAAACAGCGCAUCCAUGGACUUUCUUCAUUAUGCGACACGAUAUUAUGCGGUUGGACUAUGAUUUCCGCGUGGUCGCUAUCGAGAGAUCAACUUUGGAAGUAAAAGGUAUUCACAAUAGUAACGUGACAAAAUGACGAUUCUUUGGGUGAACCGGUAAUGAUUAAUUAACAUAUGAUACCAUUGAGUGACGUCGAGGUAAAAGAAAAGAUGAGUAUUGUUCCAGUUGCGAAUAGGAGUUUUCUCCACGGAGACCGGAAACCAUCUCCAACUUCGGAGAAAAUUCUUUACGCGACUCUCGAUAGUCUGGCUCUGAAGAGAGCGACGUUACCUCUGCAAUUGUUACCUAUCAACGAUGAUAGCAACGCUACGACCGAAGCAACGAACGAGUCGAUGAAGCAGGGGAAAAUUCAUACUGAGAUGAUUGCCAAGAGAUCCAGCUUCAAGGUGGACGCGACGUGUCCUUCAUCGAAGCAACAUGCAAAAUACCUUGUGGUUGUAUCGCCGUUGUCGUCGUCGUCGUCGUCAAAGCCAGACUCGCAAGAGACGCGGUUGAAAAUCACUGCGGUCGAGCCUAAUCUAAAAAAAGAUAUCGCCUGUUUGCAACGUAAUUGGACCAAUAACAGCGAUAUCGAGGAUACUUUGAUAAGAGAUAGCGUGUUGGAGACUGAUAUUUUCGAGAAAACCUAUACCGGCGAAAUUGCACGUAAUUCCAGUUAUUGUUGUUAUAUCGCGAACGACGGCGUAACAGCGAGUUCCACAAACGACAAAAAUGAAUCUCCGUCGGACGAUUAUGAGAAAAUAGAAUCGGUGAUCGGUACGAACGCGUGUUGCAACUUUCAGGCAGAAGCGAACGACGACGAAGAGAGUUUCGAGAACGAGGAAGAUACUUCGUGUACGAAAAAUGUAUUUGUCAAAUCUAAAUCUACCAAUGAUUUAGCUAGCAAGAGUUAUUCGGACAUGAGACUAUCCUUAGACGGACAAUCUUUAGUGGGAACGUUUUCGGAUGGAAAGUUAGCGAAAAGCUUGCUCUUUAGCAACGAAUUUCCAAACUGCGGGAAAAAGAAGAAACAUUUUGCGAAAAAUGUGUUGCAUUUCGUACCGGAAUAUCUGGUAAAGGGACAAAAGGGGAAGAGAAAGCAGAAGGAAAAAGGUAUUCCGAGUCGAUCGUUGAACUCUUUGAAAACUUCAUCAUCGGUAGAUACGAAGAUAGGGAUAAAUUCCAACGGCAGAUACAGAUCGAGAAGUCUUUCCCGGGAGGAAUUGAAAUAUCUAAAAAUCUCUUCGCCGACGAAUUUCGUUCAUAUCGCGUCCGCCACGAAUCCGAAUCUGGUUUCGAACGAAAACACGAUCAGAUUUAGUUUGGGGCAAGUGGUAAUUACGCACGAGCAAAAGUGUGCCACCUUACCUCUUCUCGUUGCAACGAACUACGAAAAUUCAAUGGCUGAAAAACGAAACGGGCAAUCGUCGUCGUCGAUCGUCGCAGGUGCUGCGGAGUCGACUUCUUUCGAUGCAACGUCGUCGGUCGUUGAUAAAUCAAAUGAGAAAGUCAAACAAAGAAACGACGGGUUCGAUGUUGAAACCCUAAAACGUCAAUUAUUAUCCGAGUUGCAAACACGUUCGGCAAAACUAUUGGAGUUAAGCCAGCAGGUGAAAACGGACGAAUAUCGGGCAAAUAUACGCGAGGGGAGUAACACAACGUACGAACUAGCGUAUGAGCCGUGUACCGAAUUACCUGCCAAUUCCAGUUUUCUCUGGAGCAAUCGGACUAAGAAUUUCCUUCAGGAAAACACGCGGACGAUCCCCGAUGAAAAUACCGAAAACAUCGAAGACACCGUAGGUGAAGUAUACGACGACGUUGGACCUCUAAAUCUUGACAACCAGGAGGACGAUUACGACGAUGUGGGCACGCCCGACGCAUUACACGUUGAUGAGAAUCGUAUCAGCGAAUCUUCGACUGCUUUCCAAGACUCCGAUGAUAUUUACGACGACGUUAUGGGUCCGAGUUGCGCAGAAAACGAUUUUAAGGACAACAAGAUGGGAAUUUGCGAUAACGAAGUGAAGCAGGAAAGCAGCGAACUAUUCGUCGCUAACGAAUAUUCUAGCGUGGACGAAAAUAUCGAUGUAUCAAAUAACGAUCAAGAUGUAUACGAUGACGUCGGUUUACCGAGCGAGGAGCGAGUCAAUAGCCUUUAUACCGGCUCUACGAUAGGUUCGAUCUUGGGAUCGAGUUGGAUGUACGGCAAAGAAUCCGAGUGGGAGGAUUUAGAGGAUUCAACAAUGAUCGGACUAUCUCAAUUUCCAAACAAAUACUAUACGUCGAUAGAGACGCAAGUCGUUUCGAGUAGAAAAAGGUCGGGUCAGAGAUGGUCCCGAAUGAUGAGAAAACAACGAUCCAGAAUAUCAAGGAAGGACUUCAAUUCGUCGUCGAAGCCAUGCGAGUCUACGCUUCGUGACGAUACAUCCGAUGACAGCACGUACGAGAGUCUCCAUUCCUUCCAGCCAGAUGACUUCUGCACAGAUUCAGAAGCUGAGACGACAACCGACGAGACGACAAGGGAGCGAGAAUACGAAAGUACCGAAACAGAACGAAAGAUUCCGAUAGAUUCCGAUCGAUUAGUGAUCGCGUAUUUGGAAGCACCCACAAGACCGAAUCCUCCACCACCGCGCGAAGUUAGUCUAACUCGAACUCUUGGUAAAAGAAUAAAGAUGCUUCGAAGGACUUGGAGUAUUACCAAAGGAAGUCUGGGCCGCAUGCGAAAGAGAACCACGGUUGACGAUGGUCACUCUUGCGACGAAAAUAAGGAAUUCUCCAACGAUCAUUCGAAUUUAGACGGUGGAAGAUACUUUAGUUUUGCCAGACAUUUUAAAAGAACCGUUACCGGACCCUUUUCAACCUUUUACUUAAAUGGUUAUAUCGAUUCCGCGAAUGGCGAUAACGAUCUCUCAUCGUCUAAAAAUUCAAGCGAGGAACCAAUGUAUAGCAAUACCAAUGACGAGAUGGACCACUAUAGCGUACUCGUCGAUCAAGAACCACUCUAUCAAUUUUAUGCAGCAGCUGCUGCUAGGAUCGCGUCCGACUUCAGCUCAGACGAUUACGAGGAGGUCGAGGGUAUGAUCCCGUCGCGAUCUACUACGGAUUUGGCAAAACCGGGACAUAGAACGUUGUGGUGCCAAACACCACAAGUCAUAAAUAAUGGUCUUUUACAACGACUAAGUACGGAGGAGAAGAAGGUUCAAGAAGCGAAAUUCGAGAUUCUCACUUCAGAAGCGUCCUAUUUGAAUUCUCUUCGUGUGCUAAAAAACGAAUUUCUCAACGAAUCCUCACUCGAUGAAAUUUUAACUCCGCUCGAGAAAGAUAAAUUGUUCGGCGGUAUUCCUAGCGUAUUGCAAGCAUCGGAACAGUUUUUAGCUGAACUAGAAACUGUAUGGAGAUACGAUCCCAUGUUGCAUGGUUUGCCAGACGUGUUGCUUAAAUAUACCGACAAAUGUUUAGAUAUUUACGUAGCGUAUUGUUCUAAUCAAGUUAGCAUAGACACGACUCUUAAAGAUUUAAGAACACGAAAAGGUUCAAAAUUUAUAGAAACCAUAUCGCAAAUAGAAGCUCGUUCGACUUGUCAAAGUUUGUCGUUGCACUCAUUUUUAAUGUUACCAAUGCAGCGAAUAACGAGGCUUCCUUUAUUGGCCGAUGCGGUUCUCUCUAAACUACCAGUAACAUGUGAAGAUAGAUCACAUUGGGAGAAAGUUUUGUCGAGUUUAAGUUACGUCGUUGCUGAAUGUAACGAAGGCGCCAGUACAGCAGCGAAAGAAAUCGAAAUGGAAAAUUUAAUACGAAAAUUGGAAUAUUCCGCAAAAAUUAAACCAAUCGUAUUAAAAGGGAAACAUUUGGUUAAAAGUGGACCAACCGUACAACUAUCGACAAAAGCCGAUGCAGAAUAUAAACUCACGUUUGGAAAAAGAUUUAACAAGACGCCUCUUUAUUUAUUAUUGCUCACAGAUCUUCUUCUAGUCGCAAAACAGAAAUCUAAUACUCACGACGAAGUGUACACCGUUAUAGAUACUUGUAAGAGAAGUUUAGUCGCUUUAGAACCAGUUCCUGAAGACUCGCCAUUUGCUGGACGCAAUGCGAUGCUGUUGACGCUCUUAGAAAAUUAUUCCGGACAUCAGAUCGAAUAUGUAUUAACGUGUGAAAGCGACACAGAAAGACAAAGAUGGCUGGAAGCAGUUUCAUCCUCGAAACGCGGAUUGCCAGAAGAAACUCUUUACGAAGUGUGGGAUUGUCCUCAAGUAGUAGCUUUAUAUUAUUACUCUCCAAAUCAACCUGACGAAUUGUCAUUGCAUCCAGGUGAUAUUAUAAACGUGUUUAGGAAAAUGUCAGAUGGGUGGUAUCAAGGAGAAAAAUUGUUAAAUGGUGAACAGGGCUGGUUUCCUGGAAAUUAUACGAAAGAAGUAGCUUCAGAACAUGUUCGUGCAAAAAACCUUAAACAGAGACAUCGUUUUCUUACACUAAGCGGAAACGCAUUACAACGAAGAGUAAAACAACAAUCAGCGACUCAUUAAAUGAAUGAUGAUCCAAUUAUCGAUUAUUAAUUUAUGCAAUUUUUAAUAAAUCAGAUUUUACGAUAUUCUACAAUAAUCUAAUCCCUAUCGUUCUCACAUAAAUAACAAUAAAUGUAAGGAUUAGUCAAAACUGAAAACAUGUUUAUAAUAAAAGUAUCUUAUUAUUUAUUGUCUUAAUAUAAA
Molecule: messenger RNA, 5734 nt
Organism: Bombus pascuorum
Lineage: Eukaryota; Metazoa; Arthropoda; Insecta; Hymenoptera; Apidae
Gene: Exn
Exons: 14
Coding region: 1166-5551 (1461 amino acids)
Biological process (GO): activation of GTPase activity
Molecular function (GO): protein binding; guanyl-nucleotide exchange factor activity
Source: RefSeq, a predicted model, not a curated record